This is a messenger RNA of Penicillium olsonii, 2016 nucleotides long. Lineage: Eukaryota; Fungi; Ascomycota; Eurotiomycetes; Eurotiales; Aspergillaceae. The record is from the annotation of a GenBank genome assembly.
AUGCGCAUAACACCACGGCGAAGCUCCCGCUCUCGACACAGGGACAAGCAACGUCUCUUUGUGAAGCUUCAUUUUCCGUUGAACUUCCUUACAGCACCCCUGAUAGCGGAUCUUUUUCUUCUUGCCAUCCUCGCUAUUGGCCGAGAAGAAGUGCAUGAUGGAACGAUCGGCGCAAACAACAUCAAACCAUAUGAUAUCAUGAUCUUCUUCCUGACACUGGCCUACAUUGCCAUAUCAGUGGACGCGUCCGGACUGAUCAGGUAUCUGGCCUUCAAGGUUUUGCAGAAGGGAGGUAAAGUCGGCCACCGACUCUUUUUUUACCUAUACGCUUUCUUCUUUGGCCUCGGCACCUUCAUUGGAAACGACCCGAUCAUUUUGUCUGGCACGGCGUUUCUUGCGUACAUGACCCGCGCAUCAAAGAAUAUCGUUCAUCCCCGAGCCUGGAUUCAUAGUCAGUUCGCGAUAGCUAACAUUGCCUCUGCGAUCCUGGUAUCCUCCAACCCCACGAACCUUGUUCUCGCCGGUGCUUUUGAGAUCAAGUUCAUCGUCUAUACCGCCAACAUGAUCGUCCCAGUGGUGGUGACGGCCAUCGUGAUUUUCCCAUUUUUGCUGUAUAUCAUCUUUGCUGAUGAGUCCCUGAUUCCUCUUUCGAUCGAGAUGCACAAGCUCGACCAAGCGGUAAUGGAAAAGACACCUGUCAACCCCAACAUCCCCAAUGCCCGGGGGACGGCUGAGGAGGAAGAGCAGGAGCAGGAGGGGGCAGCCGGCAGUGAACAAGUCAAGUCUCUCUCUUUAGAGGAGAUCAUGAACCCGUUUUUGGACAAAAAGGGCGCAACUUUCGGAGCGCUCAUUAUGGCUGCCACACUCAUUGCCGUUCUUGCUCUCAAUGCAUCAAGUCAGAAUGAUGAGGAGCAUCCCGUUUUCUGGGUGACGCUUCCAGCUGCCGUGAUCAUGUUUUGCUGGGAUGUUGGAUUCGGUUGGAUUCAUCGCGAGGAGACCCGCGAUAUCGCCGCCAGGGGUCGAAAAGAGAUUGAGGACGCGAGAGCAGAGAAGGAAUCACGAAAGAGAGAGCUGGACUCGGCAAAGUCAAGCCCGGAGAUGAUGGGGCGCGAUCAGUCUGAACAGUGUGAUGAUUCGGAUAUGCGCUAUCGCGGACCGCAAAUUGAUGAGAGUGUCUCUCGCAAGGCGACUGAUAGCAGUGUUGGCUCAACACUACCUCAUUGUGAGAUCGGGACGCCGUCUUCGGCUUCUGCGCUUGUCGAUAAAGAGAAGUUCCCAGAGCUACAAACAUCCGGACUCGCGAUGGACAGCAAACAAAUAGCCGUGAUGUCUUCGCCGGAGGAAUUGGAUACAAAACAAAUCACCGACACCGCAGACGAGAAACAACACGAGAUCUCAUUCGAAGAAAAUGGGCCGCCGACAUUACUGUCUUUAUCCGCUGACCUCUACCGCUGGCUGCAGGAGACAUUCCCUACGGUUACAGUUGUUGUAUCGCACAUGCCAUUCCCACUGCUACCCUUCGCGUUUGCCAUGUUCGUCCUCGUACAAGCACUCGUUACGAAAGGCUGGGUUCCCGUGUUCGCCUACGGAUGGAACCACUGGGUGAACAAGACCGGGACAGUGGGUGCAAUUGGUGGAAUGGCAUUCUUGUCCGUAAUAUUGUGCAACUUUGCCGGCACCAACAUCGGCACUACGAUUCUGCUUUCACGUGUCAUCCAAGCGUGGAAACUAAUUGCCGAUGAAUCUGGGGUUCCAAUCAGCGAUCGCACAUGGUGGGCGACUAUCUACAGCAUGGCACUCGGCGUUAACUACGGUGCAUUCAGUACUGCGUUCAGUGCAUCCCUGGCUGGUAUGCUAUGGCGAGACAUCCUGAUGAGAAAACAUAUCCGUGUGGGGAGUCUGGAGUUCGCGCGUGUGAAUCUUCCCAUCAUUGCUCUCUCUAUGGUGGUUGGGUGUGUCGUGCUUAUUGGCGAGGUGUAUAUUAUGAGAACUGACAAGCCAUACAAACCGGUCUGA